Pocillopora meandrina is the source of this 2325-nucleotide messenger RNA. NCBI's taxonomy places the organism in Eukaryota, Metazoa, Cnidaria, Anthozoa, Scleractinia, Pocilloporidae. The record is from the annotation of a GenBank genome assembly.
AUGGCGGCUUUAGCUGUGGCUUGUUCCAAACUCUGCUCUUUUAGUACAUUUGGGGCGAGAUCCGCUCUCAUAAGUACCAGAAUUAAACAAGGUAUUGUGUGGAAAUAGUCAUCAUGUUGUAAAGUCCGUCGUAGGAUACCUAAUCAAUUUGAGAAAAGCCAACUUACUCACAGAACGAUUAAUCAGAGGCAUUAGACUCAUGGACAAAAUUGUGACGGCAUUUAACCCUUUACACCCUAACAUCAGAAUUCAUACUCUCCAUACCGUUCUCUGUACCUUUACUAAGUUGCUGACAAGGGGAAUUUGUCUAACAAUCAAGAGUUUCUUUAGUUGGUGAUUAUUUCGUUUAUUCUCAUUACAUUAAUGUACGUGUGAUUUAGUAAUGAUAUAUAUUGUAAGAAGAAAAAUUAGAUGCUAGUCACUCUUAGAAGUUAAAGGGUUACGUUUUGAAUUACUUGUUUAUGUAAGGGUAUUGAUUCACUAGUGAAUAGAAAUGAGAAAAAGUUUAAAUUUUUUGUAAUGUGGGAUGAUUUUUAAUUUUGGCUUUUCUUUCCUACUUUCCACCUUUCUCCAUUUACUCAAUUGUCAUUACAAAAUGAUUGCAUCAUUGAUAAAUCAUAUUCAGCAGUUGAAGGUAGAAAAAAAUAUAAACAAGCUGCCUUUUAAAGUGUGAAGAGGAAGAGGGUGUUCUCCUUAUGAUUAAAUUUUUAUUAGACUUGUUGGCAACAGUGACAAAUCUUGUGUUCUCUAUCAAAUUUGUAGGAUUGACCAUCCGGCUCCUGAGCUCAACACAGCAGAAUUCCAGGAAAGUGGACAAAUCAUUGCUUUCUAGAUUGAGAAAGGAAACUGGAUUUGGCUUUGCUAAGUGCAUGGAGGGUCUACAAGCAAGCAACAAUGAUUAUGAUACAGCUUUGACAUGGCUGAAGGCUGAGGCUGAGAAACAAGGCUGGGAGAAGGCUGCCAAACUACAAGGGAGGGCUGCAGCUGAAGGACUUGUUGGAGUUCUAGUGGAUGGCAACUUUGGUGCCAUGGUUGAAGUAGGUUAUGAAACUCUUACCUGCUUGAAAAACAAUGUAUCUUUUCGCAUGAAUUUUUUUUUUCUGUUGUAAACUGUCUUUAAACUGAGUUUUUUUUAAAUCAAGGUGCAUUUUUCCCAGUAAGCACUAGACACUUACAGAAACCCCCAAUAGAAAUCUUGAAUAAUACGAUAAAACAUCCAACCUUGAAUCAUCGAUGAAAUCCUCUCUGAUACUCCGAUUGGCUGGUGGUUGAACUCUCAAGAUUCACUCUUCACAUUUCCCCAUGAAAGAGUGAGAAGGAUUUUGUUAACUACCUUUGCACUGGUAAAUUUUGUCUAUUCUCACAAGGAGAAUUUCUUUGUUAAUUUUUUUACAAGGAAUUUAGGGAUUAAGUACAGUUGAGUAAAUGAAUUUUUACCCUAUAAUGUGCAAAUUUGAGGGAGAAAAAAAGAAUAUUGUCUGUUGUUAAGAUAAUAUACACUUUUUUGUUGUUGUUGUUGUUUCUUUUUAGGUUAAUUGUGAGACAGACUUUGUAGCAAGGAAUGAACUAUUUGUGGACCUGGUAUCCAAUGUGGCAAACACAGCAAUGGCAAAACGGAAGAAGAUUGUAGAUCAGAAUCAAAAAAUUAACACAUUUGCUGGUGAAUUUGAACACUUAAGAGAAGUUAUUCCAGAGCACAAAUUGAGAAAUGAGGAAGUGCAGAACAGUGGAGAGACUGUGGCAGAAACUGUGGCAAGAACAAUUGGCAAACUAGGGGAAAACAUCAAAAUUAGCAAAGUUGUUACAAUGACAACUGAAGUAAGCAAUGUAAUUGGUAGUUACACCCAUGGUCCUUUUGUAAAAUCUGUAGCAGGGUGUUCCCUUGGAAAGUAUGGGGGUUUGGUGGCACUAAGGCCAAAAGAUAGCACUACUAGUUUGAAUUCUGUGCAGCAAUUGGCCAAUAAGGUAGCACAACAUGUUGUGGGAAUGAAUCCAAAGGUUAUUGCACAAGAUGGCAGUGGUAAAAAUGACAGUGCUCUGGAUGGAGAGACAAGUGAUGUGCUACUUGAGCAGGAAUACCUGUUGGAUGACAGUCUGACAGUGAAGGACUUUCUAGAGAAGGAAGGAGUUGAAGUUGUUGAUUUUGUUAGAUAUGAAUGUGGCACACAGUAGCUCUUGGAAAUACUUGAUAGACAUUUGCCAUUACCAAACCCUGACUAAGCACUAAGCUAAGCUAUGCUGCCAUUAAAAGGCUUAGGAUAAGAGCUGGUGUUUCAGAUGCAUUUGAUAGCUUUGUUGCAGUAAUAAAGUAGCCCUACAGAUGUG